Cucurbita maxima (winter squash) is the source of this 3069-nucleotide messenger RNA. Its product is annotated as serine/threonine-protein kinase BLUS1-like. Gene Ontology annotation, biological process: protein phosphorylation. The record is from RefSeq and is a predicted model, not a curated record. Lineage: Eukaryota; Viridiplantae; Streptophyta; Magnoliopsida; Cucurbitales; Cucurbitaceae. The transcript is spliced from 21 exons. The coding region runs from base 723 to 2738 and encodes 671 amino acids. Gene Ontology annotation, molecular function: ATP binding; protein serine/threonine kinase activator activity; protein kinase activity.
CAUUCAUAUUUUCUGGAAUUGUUGUUAAAUUCCAGAAAUAAAUUAAUUCUGUUUUUUUUUUUUUAAAUUUAUUGUUUAUUUUUGUUUCUGUAUUUUUAAUAGCGGCGACGGCGGGAGAUUCGAUCCCGGGAACUCAGAGUCAAUAAUUAGUUGGAUACAGAGGGAAAAAAAGAAAGAAAAAAAAGAGGUAAUAUUCAUUGAUUCAUACUCACUGGAGAGCCCAAAUCUGAAGUCUGAACCUUCAUCGUCUUUCUCUUCUUGGACUGCAACCUGAAAAUCCACUUCGAUUCACUUCUCUUUGUGCUUCUUCCACUUUUAUUUUCGAUUGGAGUUCGUUUUUGAGCUUCUCUCGCCUAACCCUAGGUAACUCUGACAUUGUCGGAAAGUCAAUUUCUGUGAAAUUUUUUCAUUGGUCUUGGAAGCUCUGUUGGUUGUUUGCUGGUAGAUGGUCUUAGAACUUAAUUUGCUGAAGGCUAAAGAGAUGGCAUGCUUAUUGACAUCAACUUUUUGGGGUUCAUCAGAUGAACUCAUUUUCCAUUUUUCUUGAUGCUGUUACAAGUUAUUCACAGUGUCUUGCUGAUCUGAGAAAAAUGCCGUCAAAAUGGGAAAUUCCUUACAUUGAUUUGAAGAUUAUGUCUUCAGAAUAUAUUUUAUUUAGUUUUACGUCAGUUGGGACAUCUUUGGGCAAAAAGGGAUCACUGCUGUAAUGUAAAAGCAAAAUUAUGGAGAAUCCUUCAGAAAAAAAAUAUCCAGUGAAUGCCAAGGAUUAUGACUUACGUGAAGAAGUUGGUGAAGGUGUCAGUGCCACUGUAUACAAGGCACUGUGCAUUCCGCUAAAUGAGAUUGUCGCUAUAAAGGUUCUUGAUUUGGAGAAGUGCAACAAUGACCUUGAUGGUAUUCGGCGUGAGGUUCAAACAAUGACUUUGAUUGAUCAUCCAAAUUUGUUAAGAGCACAUUGUUCCUUCACUGCUGGUCACUACCUCUGGGUUGUGAUGCCAUACAUGUCUGGGGGAUCUUGCCUUCAUAUUAUGAAAUCUGCUUAUCCGGAAGGUUUUGAAGAGACUGUUAUAGCUACCUUACUGCGGGAGGUUCUGAAAGCUCUUGUUUAUCUUCAUGCUCAUGGCCACAUCCAUAGAGAUGUGAAGGCUGGGAAUAUUUUGAUUGAUUCUAAUGGUACAGUGAAAUUAGCUGAUUUUGGAGUCUCGGCGGGCAUGUUUGAUACUGGAGAUAGGCAACGCUCAAGAAACACGUUUGUCGGAACUCCUUGCUGGAUGGCACCUGAAGUUAUGCAGCAAUUACAUGGAUAUGACUUCAAGGCAGACAUUUGGUCAUUUGGAAUAACAGCUCUUGAACUGGCUCAUGGGCAUGCUCCAUUUUCCAAAUACCCACCAAUGAAAGUUUUGCUUAUGACACUACAAAAUGCUCCUCCUGGUCUUGACUAUGAAAGAGAUAAGAGAUUUUCCAAGUCGUUCAAAGAAAUGGUCGCCACAUGCCUAGUGAAGGAUCCAAAGAAACGGCCAAGUUCAGAGAAGCUCCUAAAGCAUCCUUUUUUUAAACAUGCCCGUUCAGUUGAUUAUCUUACUCGAACAAUCCUGGAUGGCCUUGCUCCGUUAGGGGAACGUUUUAAAAAGCUAAAGGCAAAAGAGGCUGAUCUUCUGGUACAGAAUAAGGCUCUGUAUGGGGACAAGGAGCAUUUGUCACAGCAAGAGUAUAUUCGAGGAAUUAGUGCCUGGAACUUCAACCUUGAGGAUUUGAAGAAUCAGGCUGCCCUUAUUCAAGAUGACGAUAUGUCAAACAUAGAAGACCUAGAUGUACAUACAACAAAGCAAAGAAACCAGAAUAAUGAUUUUAGUUUUCCAGUAGAGGGUUCAUCUCUUGAAAGGCUGAAUCACCCAACUGCUGCAGCUAGUCAGGAGGAUGGUUUCAGUGAUCUUCAUGAUUUGGAGAGUUCCCUUGCUUCUUUUCCUGUAAAACCUCUUGAAGCACUCAAAGAUUGUUUUGACAUCUAUGAAGAUAUAAGCACAGACAGUGUAUGGCCAGUGGAUAAAGAAAAUGGAAGAACCGAGGGUGAGAGUUCAGGGCAAAGUGGUUCCUUACCUCGUCAUUACAUGUCAGAGAAUAAGAGGUCUUUCAGCGGCUCACUAAUUUCUGACAAUGCUGUCUCUCCUAAAAAGAUUAUUGUAGAUGGUGAUAGGGACUAUUUGCAGUCAAAACUUCCAUCUGAGCGUAAUUACAGUGGUCCAUUAUUAUAUCGCCAGAAAAGAGAUACAAAUAACGUUUCAUCUGUUGAGGAUACAUCAGAUGGAACAGUUGUCCAACGCAAGGGGCGGUUUAAAGUGACUUCAGCAGAACUUAGUCCGAAGGGUCCUAUGACGGGAUCAUUUAGUCCAGUCUGUGGAGGGACGGUAAGUCCAACAUCCAUGAACCUCACACCUGCUCUACUCCUUCCAUCGAUGCAAUGCAUUUUGCAGCAGAACAUCCUUCAACGGGAAGAAAUUGUUAAAUUGAUCAAGUAUUUGGAACAAACAACUGGCAAGAAUCCAGAUGUAUCAGAGACGGUCACCAGUGACCUUCUGCAGACACCACCGGCUACCUUGAGGGAAAGAGAGUUACAAUCUCAGGUCGUUCAUCUGCAGCAGAGACUUGAUCGUCUUGUUGAAGAAUUAGAGGAGCAGAAGUUGAAAAAUGCCGAGUUCGAAAGACACAUGAUUUCUAUGCAAAAUAAAGAGAAAACAUAAAAGAAAGCACAUGAAGCACAAUGGGUAGACGUCCAGAUGCCUUCCUUCCUUGAUUAUUCUUGUAGCUAUUAAUGUGUGGCUGUCUCUGUCUGCAAGAAAUUUCAGUGGAUGAUAUGAGCCAAUCGUUAUUGUAUUUGUAGUGUACUAUAAGUGAUGCCAAAAGGCAGACACCGAAAAUUUUGUGUUCUUUAAUGUAUUUCCUAUGUAUCUUGUAAUGCUGAUCGUGUAAUAUAUUGCAGUUUCUGUUUUUUUCUUGCUUUCUCACACUCCUCAUAACGAGAACAGAAUAAUGAAUGAUAUUCCAAACGAAUAGCAUUAAAAUUUGCCAUUU